This is a messenger RNA of Cucurbitaria berberidis CBS 394.84, 1530 nucleotides long. RefSeq lists its product as uncharacterized. Gene Ontology annotation, biological process: resolution of meiotic recombination intermediates; replication fork processing. The record is from RefSeq and is a predicted model, not a curated record. The coding region runs from base 1 to 1530 and encodes 509 amino acids. Gene Ontology annotation, cellular component: Fanconi anaemia nuclear complex; FANCM-MHF complex. Lineage: Eukaryota; Fungi; Ascomycota; Dothideomycetes; Pleosporales; Cucurbitariaceae. Gene Ontology annotation, molecular function: chromatin binding; protein heterodimerization activity. The transcript is spliced from 2 exons.
AUGUCCGAGUCUGCACGCAAAAAGCAGCGCCUUUCGCCAGAGCGCAAUAUGAAUGGUACGCCACACGCCGCUGCGCGCAUACAGCCUAGCACACCGUUCCGACGGGGGACCAGCGCGGGGCCCACACCAGGAGACUCGAAGACGCCGACGUUUAGAACACCAGGGACAGGGAGGACACCUCGAGGAGGCCCGGCAACUCGCCCAAUUCCAGCACGAAGAACAGCGCCGACUACACCGCAUGCGAUCAGGGCAUUGAGGGAGCGUGCCAAUGCAGCAAGAACGCCAGGGAACAACCGGAGGAGAAGCGGGAGAGUACAAAGGGAGACCCCGCGAGAUAUCUUGAGGGACCUAAGCAGAGCGCUUGCUCGCGACAAUCGACCAACGGAGCCCUCACCACAGGUUCUACCACGGCGUGUGCGACAUUCGGCGCUCGACCUCCCAGACGUCGAAGAUGGCCCAGAUAUGCAAGCACCUCGACUUUCCAUGCCACUCGAUGAUAUGUACGACGAGGAUAGCUUCCACGACGCCCCACCACGACGGUCACUACUUCCUGAACUACCAGACGACGUAGAUGGAGGAACCGUACAGUCGCUGGAGUUUGGGCGACGAGCUAUCAGCGAAGACCCACGAUUCAUGUUUGGGGGGAGACAAAGUGAGCGAUUUGCGGAUUUCAGCGAACUCGGCGCAGUCGAUGAGGAGUAUGAAGUCGAUGGAACAUUCAUAAACCGACGUGCGGAUGGGUUGCUUGACCAAACUAUCGACGACGCGCUCGAUGAGGAUGAUACUACAACGCAGAUGCGAGCAUUGACAGGUCGAAGAGAUGGACGCCCGAGCGACGUGGAUCUGGGUGUGUUUGGCGAGGCAGAUGAUGAUACCGAUGAACCAACUUUUCGCUUCCUCAUUCCUGAACGUAUACGUGCACCAGUAUUGGAAGAGCCACAAGAAGUAGAAGAAGAAGAGCGAGACUGGGAUGACGGGGCUCUAGACGCCGAAGAAGGUAUGCCUGUAUUAGCAGAAGACGACUUGGACGAUGAAACUGCAGCACUGCAUGGCGACGAACCUACAAAUGUCGAUGGUAUUGUAGGAUGGGAGUCCGAUCACGGCUCAGACGACGACGCGGACUUGACCGCAUACCGCGAAGAAGAAUCAGCACUAGAUCGAAGCCUGCACACCCAGUCACCCGAACGCUCUGCCGCUGCGAAACAACAAGCGGGCAGAAAAGCCAAAGAGCUCCGGAUCUCACAACGAGGACUCGAGUAUCCUUCGUUUCCAGCUCUGCCGGUGAAGAAGCUUGCUUUGGGUUUCAUGAAAUCUCAAGGGAGCAAGGGGCAGCUGAGCAAAGAUGCGGUUGCUGCCUUGGUCAAGACGACGGAUGAUUUCUUUGAGCAGAUAGGGAUUGACCUUGCAGCGUAUGCGCAGCAUGGUGGGCGGAAGAUGAUUGACGAAAGUGAUGUUAUUGCACUGAUGAAGAGGUAUGUUACAUUCCACCUGUUAUACAAUUGUACUUUUGAUAUCAGCGCGGCUGAUUAA